AGACUCUCCUGGAUCGGUUUAUCGGUGGUCUGAGCAGCAAGAAGGCCAGAAGACGCAUCGUGGCUAAAGAAGAGGUUACCCUUGCUUCAGCCUUGAAGGAGGCCACCGCCACGGAGAAUUAUGAAAGAGAGGAGCUUGAUGCCAGUCGCAAGGCCCCUAAGCCACAGAUAGAAGUUGCGCAUGCCAUGGACGAGCUAGAGGCUACUCCGAGCCAGAGCCCAGUCCGUGGGGUCGAGUCA
This is a messenger RNA of Podarcis lilfordi (Lilford's wall lizard), 239 nucleotides long. The record is from the annotation of a GenBank genome assembly. NCBI's taxonomy places the organism in Eukaryota, Metazoa, Chordata, Lepidosauria, Squamata, Lacertidae.